Messenger RNA from Poecilia reticulata (guppy), 3138 nucleotides. Lineage: Eukaryota; Metazoa; Chordata; Actinopteri; Cyprinodontiformes; Poeciliidae. The record is from RefSeq and is a predicted model, not a curated record.
GCUGCUGCAAGUCGUUACCGUUUUAGGAGCAGAACAAUGGCUGGAGGUUCUAACUUAAUUUGGGUUCCCUUCCUUCUCAUCUGUGUCUUCCCUGCGUCUGACAGCAGACACGUGCCGUAUAACGUGGGGGAGUUUGUCAAGAACACUGGAAACCCACAGCUGGACGACAUCCUCUCCAAGAUUACUAUACCCUUGCCAGAUGGAACUGAUUUCGACGAAGUAAAUGUAACGUCAAUAAAAAUCAGACUUUGCACUGGGGUUGAGGAAAGCUUGGAUUCCCUGAACAAGCAGCUUCGGGAAGCAAGUCGGCGUAACAGCCAGCUGGACGGGGAAGCCUUCGAGUUGAGGCGGGAGGUCAGGGAGCUGAAGCUGAAACUCUCCACCUGCAGUUUGGCUGUGUUGUCCGUCGCCGGCUCGUACCACACCCAGCUGCAGACCAAACUGAAGCAUCUGCUGGAGGUGAUUGACAGUGAGAACAUUCAAGUUUUGAAGAUCAUGGCUCUGACCAGGGAUGUUAGAUCUCUACGGAGGAAGUUUGAAUCCCUCGUUAACUCAAAUGGAAAUUCGACCGAGAUAACAGCUGUGCAAGCUGAACUGAGCGCAAAGACCGCCGAGCUGAACGCCAAGAAGCCACAAAUCAACAGGAACGAUGAAACUUUGGCAUUAAUCCUAGAGAUAAUCUCCUUGCAGAAUCAGAUCUGGGACCUACAGCAGACCGAACUGAGCAGCAAAACCGCUCUUACUGUCGAUGGACGACUUCUGGCGCUACAAGAGCUACUGGACAGGAAGCUCUCCGAGCUGCAACGCAAAGAAGACCCGAUCUCUAUUGUGCUGGAGCUGAUUUCUGUGCGCCAUAAAAUCACAACGAUGGAGAAAAGGGUUAAGAUCCUGACGGAGGGAUCCAAAUCUAAAAUCCUUGAUGCUCAGAGGGAAUUGAGGCAAAAGAUUGAGCAACUGAAGAGAGCGAUCGUGCUGCUCAGUGGACGGGAAAAUGACAAGAAUCUUACCAGGGAGAUCCUGAGGCUCCAGCUGGAGGUGGACCGAUUGGCAACGUUAGUUUCAACUUACGAAAAGACCCUGGAGCCCACCAUCACAGCCAUAACAGUGGAACUGGAGGUGAUGAAGCGAAGAGAGGUCAUUUUGCAGAAAUCGUUGGAGAGUACAGACCAGGCCAUCGCACAGCUGAUCAUGAAAGUAAUCAGCAUCAUGGAGGAGCUGACGGAGCACAAGGAGACGACAACCGGUGAACAGACUGAUAUUCUGACGCUCCUUCAAACCUACAAACUAGACUACUCCAAAGCUCUGAGUGAAAUAAAGAGCCUGAAGGAGCAGCUGCGUCAGACGCGUGAGCAAUGCUUGGGACUUGAGGAGCGAUACAUCGCGGUAAAGACUGAACUGGAACAAAGGAUAGCACAGCUAAACAGAACCGAAGACUCUGAAACUGCCCUUGUUGUGAGUAUAAUACACCUGCACAGUCAAAUCCAGGCUUUAAAGAAGGCAAUCGCAACAUCGCCAAGUGAAAAGGAGAUUUUAAGGCUGCAGAAGGAGCUGCUGCAGAAAGAGAAAGAACUAAAAGCCAAGACUGCAGACAUAGAAAGACUGAUCCCCAACUCACAGAUAAUUUUAAAUAUUAUUGAGCUGCAGAAUAACAUCUGGACCCUUCAGAGCAAGGAUACCAAUGAGACGACCAGUGAGAUAUCAGAGCUGCAACGGAGACUGGAAGGUCUGCUGAGUGAGAUAGACAGCAGAGACCAGGAAACCCUAAAACACAUGAUGACAGUCCUGACCCUGCAGAGCCAGGUGGAGUAUCUUCAGAAACAGCUGUCGGUGACUGAGGUUUUACAAUCCCACAGGAUUACCCAACUCAACAGAGAGCUUGAAAGCAAGCAGGCGCAGUUGCAAAACGUUUACUUGGAGAUGAAGGAGAAGAACCAGGAAAACGGCAAACUGUUGGUAAAAAUCUCUGUACUGCAAAGCCGGCUGAGAGAGUUCGAAAAGGAAAAGGAAAGUGAAGAAAAAAAAGCCGUUGUCACGGUAUACAAGCUGAAGGAACAACUGAAGAUUAAAGAAGAGGAGAACCAGGAACAGAAGAACUUAAUCACAACUCUGCAGAUCAGCUUGAACCAGACUCAAGCAGAGUGUUCUACAAAUGAGCAGCAAAUUCAAGACCUGCAGAAAAGUUUGGAAGCCAAGAUUGUGGAUCUCAAGAACAAAUCUGAUACAGUUACGUCUCUUGCUCUUCAAGUUUCUACACUGACUGUGCAGCUGGAAGAACUAAAGAAGAAGCAGCUGGGGAACUCUGUUUCCCAAACUAAAGUUGAAGAGCUUCAAAGAAUUAUUGACCAGAAAAGUGCAGAACUGGACAAAGUAACACAAGAACUGAAACAACGAAGCACCCAGUCCCAAAGACUUUUACAGAUUAUUGCCGUACAAGUGGAGAUCGAUCGAUUGGUAGCCGUGGCCUCAAACGAAUCAGAUUACACCAAGAUCCAAGGACUCCAAGAUCAUCUCAGUCACCUGAUAGAAGGAAUUCAGGACAAAGACAAUGAAAACACAAAGCUCACAUUUAAAAUUUUGACUCAAAAAGACGAAAUAGCCACGCUGAAGAAGGAGAUGGAGAGCCAACUGGGAGCGCAAGCUGAGAAAAUUAAAGAUCUGGAAAAUCAAUUGGAAUCGGUCAGAACUGAGAUAAAAAAGAAAACAAAUUUGCUGGAGACGUCAACCUUGAGAAUUGCGAAUCUGUCUGCUCAGAUUAUGGAACUGAAUGAGAAAAUCGUACCACUGCAGGAGGAAAUAAGAGACCUCAAUCAGACGUAUGCUGAAAACCUCGCAGAACUUCAAGAGAGACUCAAUUUUGCUCAGAAGAAACUGCAAAACACUGAAGCUCAGCUCCAGGAGGCAGACGCAAGGAAUUUUCAACUAGUAAUGGAUAUCGCCAAUCUGAGGGCUGAGCUGAAAAAAGCAAAGGAAGGAACUUCUAUAACUGCUAAGAAGAAAGUUGACGGUUUGUUAUUAUUUUUAUGCAGUAAUAUAGCAAAUACUUACUGUAGGGUGCCUUACAAAAGUAUUACUAGUAAAUUUGUUUUCACAUUUUGUCACAAACCUCUAUGUAUUUUAUUAUGAUUUUAUGUAAUAGAU